This is a messenger RNA of Aspergillus glaucus CBS 516.65, 434 nucleotides long. RefSeq lists its product as uncharacterized. The record is from RefSeq and is a predicted model, not a curated record. The coding region runs from base 133 to 363 and encodes 76 amino acids. NCBI's taxonomy places the organism in Eukaryota, Fungi, Ascomycota, Eurotiomycetes, Eurotiales, Aspergillaceae. The transcript has a single exon.
GCAUUCGUUUUCGCUCGUUUUCGUUUUCACUCGUUUUCGUUUUUACUCGUUUUCGUUUUCACAAGUACAUUGUCCAAGUCCCGAACCAAGUAGACCCAAGGACCAGACCUGACCUGACCUGAAGAAUGUUCGAUGGUCCAGCAUCCAGGCUACUCCAAUACCGAGAUAUCGGUGUUUAUAAUAAGAGGUUUGUCCAAACAGAACCGAACCAUGGAAGCAUCAACGGACCAUGGAUACCUUUGGGAUUUGAUCGACAUUUCGGGGAUUUGGUAUGGAAUACUCGGUACUUUGGGAUCACCCACCAUCACCACUGACCUAGUAGUAUUAUUUCUACAGGGCUAUUUGCAUGAAUCGAGCAGUUAAAGGAUUCAAAGGCAGAACGAUGCCUGCAGUCCGUAUGUAACCCAGGGUUUAGUUAUUGCAGAGCAUUCGGG